Molecule: messenger RNA, 666 nt
Organism: Manis pentadactyla (Chinese pangolin)
Lineage: Eukaryota; Metazoa; Chordata; Mammalia; Pholidota; Manidae
Gene: TERB2
Product: telomere repeat binding bouquet formation protein 2
Exons: 7
Coding region: 1-666 (221 amino acids)
Biological process (GO): homologous chromosome pairing at meiosis; meiotic attachment of telomere to nuclear envelope
Cellular component (GO): nuclear inner membrane
Source: RefSeq, a predicted model, not a curated record
AUGUUUCAGGGGCAGCGGGGCUGGUUCUGCCGCAGCGUCAGCCAGGACUUGAGGCAGUUCUGGGUCGCUGAAGAGGGGGUCAUCAGUGACGCGAAGGCCGCCGACUUCUUGUUCAGUUGUGAUGCCUCCCACCCAGACACACUGAGAAUAUAUCAGAGCCUUGAUUACAUAGAAGAUAACGCUACAGUUUUUCAUGCCUACUAUCUCUCUGCAGUUGCUAAUGCUGCAAUAAAAAACUCGGUGGCUUUAGGUCAUUUUGUUCUACCUCCUGCAUGCCUGCAAAAAGAAAUAAGAAGAAAAAUUGGUAGUUUUAUUUGGGAACAAGACCAAGAUUUUCUGACAGAAAAGCAUGAUGAAGUAAUACCAAAUGAAAUAAAAUCCCUUACAGAAAGUAGUGAACUAGCAACAGAGCACAAAAAAGAAUUAUUCAAAAGUGCAGAGAAGCAUUUGACAAGGACUCCAGUUGUAGAAAAGCAGAUAUACUUCCCUCUUCAGAAUUAUCCAGUGAACAACAUGGUAACAGGUUAUGUAUCAAUUGAUGUCAUGAAGAAAUUCCUUGGGGAGCUACAUGACUUCAUUCCUGGAAGUUCAGGAUAUUUGGCAUACCAUGUUCAAAAUGAAAUUAACAUGUAUGCUAUAAAAAACAAAUUGAAGAGGAAAUAUUAA